This is a messenger RNA of Chaetomium fimeti, 816 nucleotides long. RefSeq names its product SGNH hydrolase-type esterase domain-containing protein. The transcript is spliced from 4 exons. Gene Ontology annotation, molecular function: phosphatidylcholine lysophospholipase A1 activity. Lineage: Eukaryota; Fungi; Ascomycota; Sordariomycetes; Sordariales; Chaetomiaceae. Bases 1 to 816 code for a protein of 271 amino acids. The record is from RefSeq and is a predicted model, not a curated record.
AUGGGCGCCCUGCUCGCCAAGCUCAAGAUGACGUCCCGCCCGAAGCUCCGAAUCCUCUGCUUCGGCGACUCGCUCACGGCGGGCUACUCGGCCUGGGGCGCGAUCCACCACCCGUACAAUGAGAUGCUGGAGCACAUGGUGUCCAUGGCGUACCCCGACCUCAAGGUCGUCACGGCCGAGGAUGGGUUGUCCGGGGCAACGGUCAAGUCCGCCUUCCAGACGCGGAUGAAUGCGCAAUUCGCCCCGCCGAAGAAGAGGAAAGAUGAUGAGGAGGGUGAUGGGAAACCAUACGACUGGGCUAUCGUGCUGGGGGGGACAAAUGACAUUGGCAUGGGCUUUCCCCCGGAGGAAAUCUUCGAGUCCCUAAAAGAAGUCUGGGAGGUCCCACUGUCACACAAGUGCAAAGUCCUCGCCCUUACCGUCCCCGAGGCGGGUAUCACGUCACCAAAGGCAAGGCAACGGAUCGACGCCCAGCGCAACACGCUGAAUGACCUUAUCAAGGGUUACAAGCGGGAGGGCUUCCACGUCUACGACCUCCACGCAACGGUGCCCUACUAUGCUAUGUCCGAGUCCGACCGCAAGAAGUACUGGGACGAUCAUCUCCACUUCACCCCCGACGGCUACGACAUGAUCGGCAACAAGGUCGGCAUCGCCCUCGUCAGCCUCCUGGCGAAGGAGAAGGUGAACAGCCCGCAACGGCCGCAAAAGCGAAGACGUCUCUUUAAAGGCGACGACAAGAAGUUCGAGGAGGAGGUCGGCGAUCCCUCGGCUCUCAACCAAGGGUAUGUGGUGGUGCGCCGGGUCGAUCUAGAUUAG